ACAGUAGGCCUUAUGUUCUCUGAGCAACUCCAAUUUCCCCUCUCACAAGCUCACGUCUUUUUUGGUUUGUUUGUUUGUUUGUUACGCUGUCAUCUUUCAUCGCUGCUAGACCUUAAGGAGCUAGCCUGUUGCCAAGAACAUAAGUAUACAUAAAGACAUGGUAGUUUAAGUCACCACGCGCCACUGACAGGAAUGGGAGCUAAACUAGACCGUCCGCUCACACGCGAGAACAGACCCGGCGGCGCUCAGCCUGCGGGACUUUUGACACCAGAAAGCCAAGAGGACCAUGGCAUUGCCACUCUGUACAAUAACGAUUUGGAUCAUUCAAGCAAGAGUUUCGGUUUUGCUGGGAGAAGGCCAAGGGGCUGCAUUAUUCAGAGACUCUCCUUCCCAGCCGCGUGGACAGGAUUUUUCAAGCCACAUUCAAUUGAUAGGAUGAAAAAGUUUAAGAGAAGGCUGUCCCUCACACUUCGAGGAAGCCAGACUAUUGAUGAAUCAUUAUCUGAACUGGCCGAACAAAUGACUAUUGAAGAAAACAGCAGCAAAGAUAAUGAGCCUAUCGUGAAGAAUGGCAGACCCCCCACAUCUCACAGUGUGCACUCCUUCCUCCACCAGUACACAGGGCCUUUCAAGAAGCCCCCGUUGCGGAGACCCCACAGUGUUAUCGGAGGCAGCCUUGGCGCCUUCAUGGCAAUGCCCAGAAACGGAAGCAGAUUAGAUAUUGUCCAUGAGAAUCUAAAAAUGGGAUCAGAUGGUGAGAGUGACCAAGCUUCUGGGACAUCAUCUGAUGAAGUCCAGUCACCUACAGGUGUUUGUCUCAGAAAUCGUAUACAUAGACGAAUCUCAAUGGAGGAUUUAAAUAAGCGGUUAUCCCUGCCUGCAGAUAUCAGAAUACCUGAUGGAUAUCUUGAAAAGUUACAAAUCAACAGUCCACCAUUUGAUCAACCGAUGAGCCGAAGGUCUCGUAGAGCUUCCUUAUCAGAAAUUGGGUUUGGGAAAAUGGAAACCUACAUCAAAUUGGAAAAGCUUGGAGAGGGUACAUAUGCAACAGUAUAUAAAGGAAGAAGUAAAUUGACAGAGAAUUUGGUGGCAUUAAAAGAGAUCCGAUUGGAACAUGAAGAAGGUGCACCCUGUACAGCUAUAAGAGAAGUUUCUCUACUAAAGGAUUUAAAACAUGCAAAUAUAGUAACCUUACAUGACAUUGUUCACACUGAUAAAUCUUUGACUCUGGUCUUUGAAUAUUUGGAUAAAGACCUAAAACAGUACAUGGAUGACUGUGGGAACAUCAUGAGUAUGCACAAUGUAAAGCUAUUUCUCUACCAAAUUCUACGUGGCUUGGCAUAUUGCCACAGAAGAAAGGUGUUGCAUCGAGACUUGAAACCACAGAACCUCCUUAUUAAUGAAAAAGGAGAAUUAAAGCUAGCAGAUUUUGGACUAGCCAGAGCCAAGUCAGUUCCUACGAAGACCUACUCAAAUGAAGUUGUCACACUGUGGUACCGGCCACCCGAUGUGCUUCUUGGUUCCUCCGAGUACUCAACACAGAUCGACAUGUGGGGUGUUGGUUGCAUUUUCUUUGAAAUGGCUUCUGGAAGACCUCUGUUUCCAGGAUCAACUGUGGAAGAUGAACUACACUUAAUUUUCCGACUACUAGGAACUCCAUCUCAGGAAACUUGGCCAGGUGUUUCUUCAAAUGAUGAAUUCAAGAACUACAACUUUCCAAAAUAUAAACCACAGCCUCUAAUAAACCAUGCACCAAGGUUAGACUCUGAAGGAAUUGAAUUGAUAACGAAAUUUCUUCAAUAUGAAUCUAAGAAAAGGGUUUCAGCAGAAGAGGCCAUGAAACAUGUAUACUUUCGAAGUCUGGGACCAAGAAUUCAUGCUUUACCAGAAAGCAUAUCGAUAUUCAGUUUGAAAGAGAUUCAAUUGCAAAAGGACCCGGGUUUUCGAAAUUCUACUUAUCCAGAGACAGCUCAGUAAAUCUUCAGAGAGACAUCUGACUCAGUCAAGUCAGGGAUCCUGAAAGCUGCAGAUGGCACAGAGACCUUUACAAGUGGCCUGGCUUGAUCACUGCACUCGCCACCCCUGGUACCUGAGGCAGAAGACACACCUUGUGCUUCCCUAGUCAUCAGGUUCAUCACUUCGAAGCAUAGAAGCUAUAAACUGAGCCCAUCGACAAAAGGGUCAUUUAAGACAGUGCUGAUCACUCUUACCGUGGAAUAUUAGCUUUUGCUGGUGGGAACAUUAGCUUCCUAGAGUCACCAAAUACUGUAUGUGGGAUAAAACUGAACCUUGAACUGCCUCAUAAAAUGACUUUAUAUUUUAGGACCGGGGAAGAACAGAAGACAGAGCAUGCUCUUUUAAGUCUGAUAACAUGGUUUCAAGCCCAGCCCCCAGCCUUUCUUACCAAUCAAGGACUCAGAUCUGAAGGCAGUUAUUUCUUUUGGUGGACUUGGAAUCUCCGUUUGUCUGCACUGUCCUCUUCACAGUGGAGUCUUUUUAUUUCAGACCUACAGAUUGUUUUUAUAUUUGUUGUCACAAUGUGACAAUUUUUUGUACAGUCGGUUUUAAGGUCUUCUCUGCCAUUAGAGCCAGUAGGUUACAACUAUUGAUGUAACUGUAGCUGCAAUUUUUGUGCAGGACUGAGAAACACAGUGCAUUAUUUAUUGCGGAAUCAUUGCUGCUAAAUAACUACUGUCUGUUUAUUUAACACAACAGUUGAAUGCCUAAAGAAGUUGCAGUGGCUUUAUUAUAUGUGAAUGCAUCUGUUUCUCCUCAUGAAUUGUUUUACUGCUGCAUUUUUGUUUGUUUUUAAAAAUAAACUGCAGUGUUUCCUGGAAUAUAUAUUUAGCUUUGCUUAACAGUAAAAUUAAGUGAGCCAUCUUGAACACUCUUAAGUUUGUGCUAUAUAAUUUCUUAUUGAACAUUGGCAAAUAGAGUAGCUAGAGAUUGAUAAGCACAUUAUGUUUAGAAAAGCAUGUUGAUGCAGAAGUUGAUUCAAGCAAGUGAAUACCUGACAUUUUGGGUUUCUCACCUUAGACACCAAUAAAUUAAAGCACCAAAAUUAUUUAUUGUUAUCUAUUCCUCAUUUUAGAAAAGUCUGCUGCAUAUUACUGGAUAUUUGUAUACUAAUAGACUUAACUAUUUUACACUGUGCUUUAAUUUAGUUAAUACUUAACCAUAUAAGUUCAUUUAAACAUGAGAGUCUUGCUUAUGUUUAAGUACACUUCUUUUUUUAGAAAGGAUGAUACUUCAUAGGGGCACGGUUUAUUUCAUUUGGGGGCUAUGUAUGUUUCAGUAACAUUCACUUGCAAUCAGCAUAAAGCUAUAAUAUGUCUUUGAAAUGAGCCAUGAUAAAUUUCAAAUGAGAGAAAUGAAAAUUUAGAGGAUUGCUUUGAAGCAUCGUAGGUAUUAUCUGUUUAUCAGAGAUAAUAAAUAUUAUAGUUUUAAUUAUGCAUCUCCUUGAACAUCAUAAACACAGAUUGGUGUUAGUAACAGUGUUUUAAGCAUUUGUGUUCACCUUUAAGAACUAUUGUUUAGUGCAUCUUACAAACUAUAAAUCUUAAUUGGUAAAUUUUGAAAUGGUCAUGUAGAUUUUUGCCUUAUAUAUCAUGAAAAUAGUCAUAACUUAAUUUUUUUCCUGAUAUUCACUGUAAAACAUUCAGGGGUCCUACCAUUUCUGUUCAGGAAAUCUUGUAGUUUGUUGUUGUUAUUUAACAGUAUUAAAUGGGUUUUUGUAUAUUUCAUUUUAACUUUAUUUGUGAAUAGUGAUUGUGGCAUGUUUGGGGUAUUAUUUUAAUUUUUCAUGAUACUGAAAUUUUAAUUUUUUAAAAAAAUUUUCUGAAAGAAACAGAUUCAUGUGUGAUAGUGAAUAUUGGACCACUACUGCUUUUCACAUUUGUAAACUGGUUUUAUGUUAAACCCUAUAGCCUAACAAACUGCUGUUAUUUCUAACUGACAGACAUGUAUUAAUAUUGUACUUUGAAGGUUAUAAAUAUUAUGUGGAAAUUUCUCCAUUUUUGUUUUGGAAUUUAUAAUAACAAAUCUCCAUGUUGUAUAAGA
Heterocephalus glaber (naked mole-rat) is the source of this 4059-nucleotide messenger RNA. It is a transcript of the gene Cdk17, whose product is annotated as cyclin dependent kinase 17. Lineage: Eukaryota; Metazoa; Chordata; Mammalia; Rodentia; Bathyergidae. Gene Ontology annotation, cellular component: nucleus; cytoplasm. The record is from RefSeq and is a predicted model, not a curated record. Gene Ontology annotation, biological process: protein phosphorylation. Gene Ontology annotation, molecular function: cyclin-dependent protein serine/threonine kinase activity; ATP binding.